Molecule: messenger RNA, 1632 nt
Organism: Caenorhabditis elegans
Lineage: Eukaryota; Metazoa; Nematoda; Chromadorea; Rhabditida; Rhabditidae
Gene: prp-9
Product: Matrin-type domain-containing protein
Exons: 6
Coding region: 3-1505 (500 amino acids)
Biological process (GO): mRNA splicing, via spliceosome
Cellular component (GO): nucleus; spliceosomal complex
Molecular function (GO): nucleic acid binding; RNA binding; zinc ion binding
Source: RefSeq, marked reviewed
AAAUGGAUUCGUGUCUAGAAACCAUCAGAAACUUGCACGAGGAACGGGAACGAUUAAUCGAUAUAACUGUUAAGGAAAAAAUUGCAGAAAAGUUAACGCAUAAGGCCAAAGUUAAUAGCGAACAGCGAGUGAAAACAUUUGUCGAUAGGUACUAUUCAGUUUCCGCCGAGCUUGCCAAAUUUUAUAAAGAUGAAGACGGUUCGAAGAGCAUGGAAAUGGAUUCAGUUUCUGGUCCAAAUGAGUUCGCCGAAUUUUAUUCAAGACUGAAGGUCAUCAAAGAUGCGCACAGAAGAAAUCCAGACGAGCUUGCCGAACCACUCACCGUGGAGUUCCAAAAAAUCAAUGAAGAAAUCAUCAACCCUGAAAGAGCCGAGCCAGAUAUGGUUGAAUUCAGUGAUGAAGAAGCUUACGGUCGUUUUCUAGAUCUUCAUGCACAAUACGACAAAUUCAUUAACUUGAAGAACAUCAAAAGGGUUGAUUACAUGACGUAUUUGUUGAAUUUUGAGAAAUUCACAGAGAUACCGAAAAAUACUACCAAGAAGACAGGAGCAUAUAAAGAAUACAUCAAUUCCUUAAAAGACUAUCUUGUUUCUUUCAUGCAACGAACUCGCCCACUCCAUGAUCUCGAUUCAGUUUUCUCUGAGGUUAAUCAAACUGUAGAAAGAGCAUUUAAAGCAGGGAAUCUUCCUGGUUGGGAAGCUGAUAAAAACAAGAACGGACCUCAAGCAGCUGCUGUGGAUUUAUCUCCAUACAAUAGUGCUGAAGAACUCGAGGGAUUGGGAUUGGAACGUUUGAAAGGAGCUCUCAUGGCAAUUGGUCUGAAAUGUGGAGGAACUCUGAAAGAACGCGCUGAUCGUCUUUUCGCUACCAAAGGGCAUAAACUGUCAGAUCUCGAAAAAGCAGCAAUGUCUUCAAAUAAUUCCGAUGCCGAAAAGCAGAACGCUAAAAAUUUGACAUUGGCACAAACGGAAGCUCAUAUUAUGGCACUUGCUGAUAUUCUAGCUGAAGAACGUACUGGAACUCGCGAAAAUGUCGAGAGAAAACAAGCUAGAUCUGCUGGAGAGGUCGAAGAAGAGGAGGAGGAGGAAAUUGUGAUCGAGGAAGAGGAAGAAAUUGAUGAGAGUGCACCAUAUAAUCCAAAAAAUCUACCGCUUGGUUGGGAUGGAAAGCCAAUUCCGUAUUGGUUGUACAAACUUCACGGCCUCAAUCUAUCAUAUUCAUGUGAAAUCUGUGGAAAUCAAACUUACAAAGGUCCAAAGGCGUUCCAAAAGCAUUUCAACGAGUGGCGACAUUCUCAUGGAAUGAGAUGUCUUGGAAUUCCGAAUACCUCUCAUUUCGCCAACAUUACGAAGAUCAAAGAUGCACUGGAUUUAUGGAAUAAAUUGAAAACCGAAAAGGAGAUGGCUAAAUGGAAUCCGGACAUCGAUGAGGAGUACGAGGACUCCAGCGGAAAUGUGGUCACCAGGAAGAUGUAUGAGGAUUUGAAAAGACAAGGACUUCUGUAGACGCUAUUUUAUGUAUUCCAUUGUUCUUCUAAGUUAUUUUUUUUCCUUUUUAAUCUUACAUUUCUGUAAGUUUUUAACCAAUUGGUCUCAUUUUUCAAAUUUAAUGGAUAAACUUUUUUGUAAUUUU